This is a messenger RNA of Dibothriocephalus latus, 774 nucleotides long. The record is from the annotation of a GenBank genome assembly. NCBI's taxonomy places the organism in Eukaryota, Metazoa, Platyhelminthes, Cestoda, Diphyllobothriidea, Diphyllobothriidae.
AUGGAAGUAUUUCAAGAACUGCGCACAUUAGAACAGCCACUUCAAAGUCUCUACACAAUCACUGAGGCAGUGCAACAAACCGUCAGGCAAAUUGAACGAGCUACCUACAUGUCACGCAGUACUGAUCAAGGCCUAAUCACAAACUGGUACAAACCGCCCGCCUCGGAGAUCCAUGACCUCAGGGAAAGUGAUCAUCAUUUUGCUCAAAAGCCGCAAGAUCAGUCCCAGCAAAUCUUUGAUGAAAACUGUGUAGACCAGACAGAGCACAUUGGGAUGCUGCAAAGUGUGAGCCGUUUAGGCAAGGCCUUUACAGAUCGGCUCAAAGCCUCCUUCUUGUUCCAGUUUCACAGUGAUGGAAGCUCUUAUGGCACACAGUUAAACCUAAUUAAUAUUCUUCUGGUAAGAAGUACCAACAAUUUUCAGGAGCUACUUAAUGAGCUGCGGAUCAAUGACCUACUCUCUGAUGUCACUAUGCUGGACUUGAGAAGAAAGGGUCAAAAAUGUCUGGAUGCUUCCUACAGUUUGAGCGACCUGUUAACCAAUGACAGCUUUCCUGUUCAGUGGAAUACUGUCCUCCAACUUCGGAACUCUACUGCGCACCAGAAGUCGGACAAUGUGAUAUCUCUGCUACAGACAAUGUUGCUUUCUACUGACGCGCACUUGAAAAGGCUCAGCUUAGAUUUUGCUAGACUCUAUAAGGAAAAUCAACAUCUGGUGAAAGAAAUGCGCACGUUGAUCCCCUACCAAAUUUCGGUCGAACAGAGGUACAGGUAA